AUGUCGGUGGAAAUUGUUCAGAAAAAUCUCAUAAAUAUACUUGAAGCUAUCACUGAAGCGGCGACUCAAAGGUAUAUUUUUCCUACAUCGAAAUAUCCAUAAAUUGAAGGCUUCAGAUGUCGAUUAGUUGCCGUGAGUAAAACAAAACCCGCCGAAUUGAUUGAAGCAUGUUACGCGAAGGGACAACGACAUUUUGGAGAGAAUUAUGUUCAAGAAUUGGAGGAAAAAUCCGCGCAAUUGAAAAAUUCAUGUGGUGAAAUUCGUUGGCAUUUCAUCGGACAAGUUCAAUCAAAUAAAAUCGGAAAAAUCUGCAGUUCACCUGGAAUUUAUUGCGUCGAAACCGUGGAAAAUGAAAAACACGCAACAAAUUUCGAUAAAGAAUGGGCAAAACAACAGAAACCUGAGAAAUUGAGAGUUUUGGUGCAAGUUAACACAAGUUCGGAAGAAAACAAAGGUGGAAUUCUGCCUGGAGACGCUCCGAAACUCGCAGAAUACAUUCGAAAUAAUUGCGCGAAUCUUCGAUUUGACGGUUUUAUGACAAUUGGAAGUUUUGAUCAUAGUCAUUCAGAUGGAAUUAAUCCUGAUUUUCAAUCAUUAGUUGGUGUCAGAAAACAAUGGGCAACUGAAACAGGUUCGAACAUUUUUGAAUUUCUGUAAUCAUCAUCGAAAUUUCAGGCGAAUCCGAAGAUUCCGUUGAAUUAUCAAUGGGAAUGUCUGAUGAUUUUCUACAAGCAAUUUCUCAAGGAAGCACAAGUGUUCGGGUUGGAAGUAAAUUAUUUGGAGCAAGAGAAUACAAGAAUAAAUAA
This is a messenger RNA of Caenorhabditis angaria, 806 nucleotides long. The record is from the annotation of a GenBank genome assembly. NCBI's taxonomy places the organism in Eukaryota, Metazoa, Nematoda, Chromadorea, Rhabditida, Rhabditidae.